Lingula anatina is the source of this 2718-nucleotide messenger RNA. Its product is annotated as elongation factor G, mitochondrial. Gene Ontology annotation, cellular component: mitochondrion. Gene Ontology annotation, molecular function: GTP binding; GTPase activity; translation elongation factor activity. Lineage: Eukaryota; Metazoa; Brachiopoda; Lingulata; Lingulida; Lingulidae. Gene Ontology annotation, biological process: mitochondrial translational elongation. The record is from RefSeq and is a predicted model, not a curated record.
CUUCACAACUGCGCAAACUCAGCGGAAGUCAGCUGGGCACGUUUUGUAAGUGGCUUGUCGUAGAUUUGCCACAACUGAAGUGUUUUUUCUUUUCGAUAACUCCAGAACCGCUCAGAAGCGUUUUCACACAAUGACGAUCUUCAGACUUGCCGGGCCUUUUGGGCGGAGGGCAUUUUUAAGUCAACUAAAGGCACGGAAGAUCCGUGUGGCUUCCUAUGCAAAAGCUGCUGGCAGUGAUGAACUGAAAUCACAGGAAGUCAAGCUGCUUCGAAACAUAGGGGUCUCUGCACAUAUCGACUCUGGCAAGACAACACUGACUGAAAGGAUAUUAUUCUACACAGGAAGAGUGGAGGAAAUGCACGAGGUUAAAGGAAAAGAUAAAGUUGGUGCAACAAUGGACUUCAUGGAGCUAGAGAGACAAAGAGGCAUCACUAUCCAGUCUGCUGCUACUUAUACACACUGGAAAGGACAUAAUAUUAAUAUUAUUGAUACUCCAGGUCAUAUAGACUUUACAGUAGAAGUGGAGCGUGCUCUCCGCGUCCUAGAUGGCGCCAUAUUAGUCGUCUGUGCUGUGGGCGGAGUCCAGUGUCAGACGAUGACAGUGGACAGACAGAUGAGGCGUUACAAGGUUCCGUGUGUGACUUUUUUGAACAAAAUGGAUCGAUUGGGGGCGGAUCACUACAGUGCUUUAACACAAAUGAGAAAACGGCUGGAGCAUAACUGUGCGUUUGUCACGUUACCAGUAGGCAGAGAGUCCCAACACAGUGGGGUCAUUGACCUCAUAGAAGAGAAAAUGUUGACUUUUAAUGAGCCAUUUGGUACAAAUGUUGUGGCGGAUGCCAUCCCAGCAGACAUGUUGGCUGAAGUAAAGGAAAGGAGGCAAGAGCUGAUAGAGUGCGUGGCCAACGCAGACGAUCAUUUAGGGGAGAUCUUUUUGGAGGAGAGGACACCUACCAUUCUGGAAAUAAAGGCGGCCAUAAGAAGAGCAGUGAUAAGUCAACAGUUUAAUCCGGUCUUCUGUGGAUCAGCACUGAAAAAUAAAGGCGUCCAACCUCUUCUGGACGGGGUGGUUGAUUACUUGCCAAAUCCUACAGAAGUUGAAAACUUUGGGAUGGUGGAAAACAAAGACCCUUCUGGGAAAAAGACCACAGUGGAGAAAGUAAAACUGGAUCCUACCAGGACCCAAAAAAAUCCUCUCUUGGCGCUGGCAUUUAAAUUGGAGGCUGGUAAGUUUGGGCAGCUGACCUACAUGAGAGUCUAUCAAGGAUGUAUCGCAAAAGGAAGUACGCUCUUAAACACGAGAACUGGGAAGAAAAUCCGUGUGGCCCGACUGGUGCGAGUCCACUGCGACACAAUGGAGACAUUAACAGAGGCAUACGCUGGAGAUAUCUGUGCUUUGUUUGGCGUGGAAUGUGCCAGUGGUGACAGCUUCGUAGACUCUGCCAAAUUUGCUAAUAUGUCCAUGGAACCUAUUCAUGUGCCUGAGCCUGUGAUAGCUAUGUCAAUCAAAUGCGAAGACUCCAAAAAGGCAGACAAUUUCUCGAAAGGAAUAGCGCGUUUUACGCGGGAGGACCCUACCUUCAGAAUGGAAUACGAUGAAGAACACAGGGAAAGCAUUGUGAUGGGAAUGGGAGAGCUGCAUUUGGAUAUAUACUCUCAGAGACUGGAAAAAGAGUAUGGCGCUAAGGUGAUAUUGGGAAAACCACGAGUUGCUUUCAGAGAGACAUUACAAGCACCAUGCGAGUUUGACUAUCUCCACAAACGUCAGAGUGGUGGACAGGGGCAGUAUGGAAGAGUUAUUGGAAUUGUUGAACCUCUCCCUAUAGAACAGAAUACAGAGCUGGAAUUUUACGACGAGUGCACAGGAACCAAUGUGCCCAAAGGAUACAUGCCAGGCAUUGAGAAGGGUUUUAGGACUACAGCAACAAAGGGUCCUUUGAUAGGAAAACCAGUUUCAGGAAUAUCAUUUACAAUAAGAGAUGGGGCCAGCCACAGUGUGGACUCCAGUGAGUAUUCCUUCUUCUGUGCCGCUGAGGGAGCAAUGAAGCAAGUGUAUGAGAAUGGGCAGUGGCAAAUUUUAGAGCCUGUCAUGACUGUUGAAGUGAUGGGGCCUAUGGAAAAUCACGGGACCAUGUUGCACACGUUACAGACUAGGUCCGCCAUUAUAACAGGAACAGACCAAGUUGCAGGCUACAGUAUUAUUUAUGCUGAGGCGCCUCUUAAUGAAAUGUUUGGAUAUUCAAUAGAACUGCGCAAAGUUACGCGAGGAGAAGGAGAGUUUUCCAUGGAGUUUGCUCGCUACUGCGUUGCCACACACAAAACACAAACUGAGCUUAUACGAGAAUAUCAGAAAGAAAAAGGAAUUGACUUAAAGACAAAGAAAAGACAAUAAAAUAAAAUUAUUUUAAUUUUUAAAUUAUUUAUGACUGUGUAUACUGUUUGAGAAAAAUGAAAAAAAAAGGAGCUAAAAGUAGAACAGUUCAGGAAUGGUGCAAAGAUGUGUUUGUGUGCAUUGAAUGUUAAGGUGAAUAUGCUGGAAAACUGAUCAAAGACUGCUUUAUUCAAAUAAUUUAUGUUUAAAAUCACGCAACAGCUUUUCUAUUGACAUUCUAUCCCAGUGUCUAUUGUGUUUUCAAGAAAGCAUUGUAAUAUAUGUACAUUUACACCAUCUUUGUGAGAAAAGAAUCAAAGAAUGACUUUUGUAAUUAUUGAAAUUGA